GUUUACACUUUACGUUUUUGUAUGCAAUAUUAUUCCUAAAUUUCGGCUAUUGUUUAUAUUAAUCCUUUUUACUACUAAUAUACUUAGUUAUUUAAUAAUUAGUUAAAUGUAUUACGUUAGUGCACGGCUCAUGCGUGUCUUUUUUGAAGGUUAUAAAGUUUGACUUCAAAGAUGAAUACCGACAGUUCGUCGCAGGCUCCAAGUGAUAAAAGUUUACAAUAUAACUUGGACCAAAUGUCGAAAGCUUCCGCGAAUAAAGAGCCUGAAAAUAAUAUACAAAAUCGUAACUGUCUGAACCCUUCAGAUAAUAACCAUAAUUUGAGGAACAAUGGAAUUCAUCCUCAAGACCCCAGAAUUCGCCUUCAAUCAAAUCAUGUGUCCUCUACACCUUCAAUUCCUUGGGGACGAAUAUUUCCUGAAUCAAGCUCACCUAAAAUACAAUUGAAGUCUGAAAGUCAAUUAAAAAAAGAAGGAGAAGACCAGGAUGAAUUGUCCAAGAUGAUGAUGAUUCUUCAGUGGAAUUCUCAGUCCAAUCGACAAGUGUCAAGUAACAUCUUGCCACAACCUGGACCACCAACCGGCGUUAAGGAAGAGGAGGCAUUGACAGAGUCAGAAAAGCAGCCAAGUUUUACUUUAAUUGAGCAGAGAGAAGAGUAUAUGAAGAAAGCGGCGACUUUACAGGCAAAGAUUAAAAUAUUAAGUAAACGUCGUCAAGAAUUGAAGGGUGAUGGACAGCGGCCUCCCAGUCCUGAUACCAUGCUACUGCUGAAGGAUAAUACCAAGCUUCUGUUGGUGCACCAGAACAAAUUAAAAAAUAUCAAUAAUUUGAUCGAAAUGUUGAACGGGAUGAUUGGUGAAAGAAACCGAGAUACACAGAAUACAGCGAACACAGAAGUAAAACGAGAAAUCAAGGUGCCGCCGCCCAAACGCUACAACUACGUGUUUUACGACUCUGAGCUGCACUGGUGUAGGGUGUGCAACAUCUUCCCUACUACGGCUACAGACUACCUGUCCCACUUACACUCGCAGGAUCAUAAGACUAAGGUGGCGACAGCGUAUCUCGAGGCGCCAUGGCACGGAACAAUCGGCGACGACAGCUUCCCAACACACCCCCAGGCUGAAACCAAACGCAUGCCGAUCAAAGGUCUGCAGUUCUUCGUGCCGUCGACGGCGUGGUACUGCAAGUUGUGCGACCAGUUCAUCGGUGACCUGCACUGCGCCUCCGCGCAUCUCAAGUCCGUCACGCAUUCCAAGAACUAUUCCGUAUUCGUUAAAGAGAACCCUCACUGGGAAUCAGAUUGGAUACUCGACAGACAGAAGGCAUUCGAAGAUAUGCGCCUCACUAUCAGUUUGGAAGCAGUCGACUCUUUCAACAUAGAGAGCAUAUGCGGCAAGGAAGAGCAAAAAGACGAAGAAAAGGUACCAGAGAAAUAUACAAGCGCUUCCAGUAGUGAUAGUGAUGCAUCUACUGUUUUCAAAGCGAAAGUAAAGCGACCCAAGACAAAGGAUCCUGAGAGUGAGCCGUCAGUCAGUAAGAAAUCGCUGAAAAGACUAGAGCCUUUGAUCGCCGAUAGAAAGCUAUUGGACGAAAUUAAUUCCACAAAAGUAACGAAAGAUGUGAGUCCGCCUCGAGCAUACAGGGACAAAAGCGAGGACCGACGCAGCGAAGCGCGGCAUAGUGACAGAAAUUGGCGAUAUGAUGACAGAAGUUUGCGACAUAACGACAGAAGCAUGCGACAUGAUGACAGAAGUUUGCGACAUGAUCAUAGAAGUUUGCGACAUGAUGACAGACAUUCUAUGAGACAUGACAAAGAUCGACAUUACGACAGAGUACUGCAUCAUGACCGAAGUUGGGCUGGGGAUAGGGCACUUGACAUUCGCAGCUAUGAGCGAAGUCGGCAGCACAGCUCCGAGAGGCGAAGAGAACGCGAGAGAAGCGAAGCGCGAAGUUUACGCGAGCGAAGCGAAGUGCGAAGUUUACGCGAGCGAAGCGAAAUGCGAAGUGAACGUGAGCGAAGUGAAAUUCGAAGUGGACGCGAGCGAAUUGAGGGGCGAAGCGAACGAAGACGAAAUGGACACGCCAGUCCAGUCUCCGUACCUUCAUCGCCAGAGCCUAAUUUGUCUGAAAAGAGUAGUCUUUUAGUUGGCAAAAUAACACCUUUUAAAAUCAAAAAUUCAAAAGAACACGAAACAAAAGUCUCAAAUGAGGAGGAUUUAAGGAAGAAAAAAGAAGAAAUGGAUGCUGAAAUACAGAAAAAGGUCGAUGAAUUCAAGAAACAUCUGAUUAAAAUCCAAACUGAGAUUCAACAGAAGAAAUUAGACGAAAAUACUCGUAAAGCCCCGCCCCCAGCCCCUACAAUUGUGAAUACUCCAGCAAGUACAACUGUUACUGUCCCCGCUGCAAAUAUGCCAGUCCCCGGUUUCAACAUCCCAGGAAUGCCAGAUACAGACGGUCUGGAUAUGGACCAAGUUGUGAAGAUGGCGUCGCAGAUCCUGCAGCAGCAAGCGAUGAUUGCCCCCUUUGGACUGGACCCCAUGUGUAUGCCAAUGCCUAUGGAGGGGUCCCUCCUGGGCCCACCCCCCGGUCUGCCUAUCAUGCCACCGUCGCUAAUGCGUAUGCCAUUCAUGCCAUUUACGGGCCGCAAGAUGCCUCUGCUACAAACACAAAAUAGGAAUAGAAGAAAGAAACCAUAUGAGCCUCCUGCGUCUAAGAAACACGAGACCAACCAGAAGAAAGAGUCGGAAGUGUCAGAACCACUACACCCGCCGGGCGAAUCUAAAAAACACGAGACUAAACAGGCGAAAGAGUCGGAAGUGUCAGAACCACUACACCCGCCGGGCGAAUCUAAAAAACACGAGACUAAACAGGCGAAAGAGUCGGAAGUGUCAGAACCACUACACCCGCCGGGCGAAAAUGAAUUAAAAGAUAAGGACAGCCCAAAAUAAUGCUAAUUUUUGAAGUAAUUACAAUAAUAGUAUGUAGUACAAGCUUUAAGUACCUAUGCAUUAUAAUUAUUAUUAAGAAGUAAGCACCAAUACAUCACGUUAGAAUUAUAUAUAGGUAGAGAUUUAUUAGGGAUAUGUUAUGUAGUUAGGGUAACUAUAAGAACUUUAACUUUUGACAUUAAUGCAAAUCAAGGCAUCAAUUGUUAUAUUUCUAUUUUGUAUACAAAAUAAAGGCAUUAUAUUUU
Molecule: messenger RNA, 3191 nt
Organism: Aricia agestis (brown argus)
Lineage: Eukaryota; Metazoa; Arthropoda; Insecta; Lepidoptera; Lycaenidae
Product: zinc finger matrin-type protein CG9776-like
Exons: 14
Coding region: 172-2946 (924 amino acids)
Biological process (GO): negative regulation of DNA-templated transcription; positive regulation of DNA-templated transcription
Cellular component (GO): nucleoplasm
Molecular function (GO): zinc ion binding; nucleic acid binding
Source: RefSeq, a predicted model, not a curated record